AUGAAACAAAAAUCAAAUGUUUUACUGCAUAUUGUAUUUUGCCAAGUUUGUAAAAGUAAUAUUGAUAUUUCUAACAGUGGUCGCAGUAAUAUCAAACAACAUUUGUCAAAGAAAAAACACAUGUGGGCUGCUUAUGCAAACUCGAAGAGCAGCAAAUUGGAAAUCUUUGUUAAAAAAGAAAAUUUAGGUUCUGAAAGUAUGUUGAUUGCUGCCAAGGAAGGUACUUUUGCUUACCAUACAAUUAAGCAAUUGCAAAGUUUCAGAUCCUUAGACUGCACGUCAAAACUAAUUGUAAGCAUGUUUGAACCUAAAUUUGCGGCAGCUCGAACCAAUAGUGAGGCGAUUAUAAAAAAUGUUUUAGCUCAAGAGGCUCAAUCCCAAUUAGAAAUUGACCUUCGAAAAGCAAAUUUUGUCAGCAUCACAAUCGAUUCGUCGAAUCAUAGAAAAAUUAAAGUUGUGCCCUUAAUGGUAAGAUAUUUUGAUGGAGAAAAUGGUGCCCAAGUAAAAUUACUUCAGAAAAUGCAUUCCUGA
This is a messenger RNA of Diabrotica balteata, 531 nucleotides long. The record is from the annotation of a GenBank genome assembly. NCBI's taxonomy places the organism in Eukaryota, Metazoa, Arthropoda, Insecta, Coleoptera, Chrysomelidae.